This is a messenger RNA of Clupea harengus (Atlantic herring), 933 nucleotides long. RefSeq names its product alanine--tRNA ligase, mitochondrial. The transcript has 9 exons. Gene Ontology annotation, cellular component: cytoplasm; mitochondrion. Gene Ontology annotation, molecular function: aminoacyl-tRNA deacylase activity; alanine-tRNA ligase activity; nucleic acid binding. Lineage: Eukaryota; Metazoa; Chordata; Actinopteri; Clupeiformes; Clupeidae. Bases 1 to 903 code for a protein of 300 amino acids. Gene Ontology annotation, biological process: alanyl-tRNA aminoacylation. The record is from RefSeq and is a predicted model, not a curated record.
AUGCAGGAGGACCAGCAGGUGCACAUGCAGGAAGUGCCCCUGGCCCUGGCCAAUCAGAUCCCUGGGCUGAGGAUGGUGGACGAGGUGUACCCUGACCCAGUGAGGGUGGUGUCGGUGGCGGUGCCGGUGUCAGACCUGUUGAAUGGAAGCUCAGAGAGGCCCACAUCUGCAGAGCUCUGCUGUGGAACGCAUCUGCUACGGACGGGCGCCAUCCGGGACCUUGUCAUCACAUCGGAACGGCAACUGGUGAAGGGCAUCAGCCGCAUUGUGGCGGUUACCGGGGACGACGCCAGGGAGGCUCGAGAAAUGGGUAAGGUUCUGGAACAGGAAGUAGAGGCACUGUCUGCGCGUGUUGCUACGGCAACCUCCCCCUCCCUCCAUGAUGCGCACAGGCUGGCCAAAGACGUGGGUCAGCUGAUAGACGCAGUGGAAGGGACACCUAUACCUCAGUGGCAGAGGAGGGUCCUUCAGAAAAGCCUGAAGGCCCUGCAGAGGAGCACCAACACCAGCACGAGGAAGCUGGAGAUAAAAGAGGCUGGGGUGAAGGCACAGAAGCUUCUGGAAAAGCACGGGAGGCAGGAGCUAGUGGUGGACACGGUGGAUACAGACUCCUUAUCCGUGGUGGUAAAGACAGUGAACCGCUACAGUGAGCUGUCUCCUGGCUGCAUGGUCCUGCUCCUGGCCCCGCAGGCCUCCUCUGGGAAGGUGCUGUGUGCCUGCCAGGUGCCCAAGGCCAGUGGCACCCCUGCGAGUGCCUGGGCUCUGGCCGUCUGUGGGCACCUGGGGGGCAACGCGGGCGGCUCUGCCGUCGUGGCCAAGGGAGUGGGCACUGCCAGCGCUGAGGACAUCAGCCGGGCACUGAGAUGGGCACAGGAGUACGCAGAGGGGAAGAAGGAUUCCUAAACACACACACACACACACACACACACACAC